AUGACGUGCUUGGAUCAGUCAGCUAUUUCAGGGGGAAAGCGAAGCGGCUUGCCUUCUACCCUCCCUGACAACACUAUCCAGAUCCUCAACAACAUCAUGGCGACAAACGUAGUUAUUAUUGGUGGACAUGGAAAGGUUUCGCUACGCCUCGCGAGACUUCUCUCGAACGCAGGCAAUAAGGUCACUUCGGUGAUCAGAGACGCUUCUCAGAACAAGGCCAUCGAGGAGGUCGGGGCUAAACCUCAUGUUAUAUCCUUGGAGGAUGCGCCUGUCUCUGAUUUCUCCAAGCUGUUUGCGGAGACCAAAGCUGACGUGGUGUACUUCUCUGCUGGUGCUGGUGGCAAAGGUGGCGAGGAGAGGACUAAGAAAGUCGACUACGAGGGAGCAGUCAAGAUCUUUGAUGCCAUUGAAGGGGUGAAAUCGCAGGGAGGAGACCAGACCCCACGAUUGAUCCUCGUCUCUGCGGUGGACAUCCGGAACCCUGAUAAGAUACCCGAGCACUACAAUGAGGAUGAUAUUCGUCAAUCGGAGAGGAUUAGGAAAGUGAUUCCGGCUUAUAUGCAUUGGAAAUACGAAGCAGACAAGAACCUCGUGCAACGGACUGCGUUCAAGUGGACAAUUCUGCGACCUGGCGGGCUUACCGAUAAUCCAGGGACCGGAACUGCGUCGAUCGGAAGAACUCACCUCGGGCAAGUCAUAUCGCGGGAUGACGUCGCUCUAGCCUUGUUCCAUCUGCUGAACCGAGAGGAUGCCAGUGGUUUGGCUAUUGAUUUCGUGGGAGGCGACACCCCAAUCAAGGAUGGAUUGGAUACGUUCAUCGCUAAAGGUGUUACCGACUGGCUGGGGUAAACACCACGUACGUGAUAGCUACCAAUGGCAAUGUACUAGAAUGGAUUCAAUAGCCAACCGCAGCCUUUCUGGUAAGGGGCGUUACUAUGUUA
Molecule: messenger RNA, 941 nt
Organism: Coprinopsis cinerea okayama7#130
Lineage: Eukaryota; Fungi; Basidiomycota; Agaricomycetes; Agaricales; Psathyrellaceae
Exons: 4
Coding region: 1-849 (282 amino acids)
Source: RefSeq, a predicted model, not a curated record